Messenger RNA from Sclerotinia sclerotiorum 1980 UF-70, 288 nucleotides. RefSeq lists its product with no specific name. The transcript has 2 exons. Bases 1 to 288 code for a protein of 95 amino acids. NCBI's taxonomy places the organism in Eukaryota, Fungi, Ascomycota, Leotiomycetes, Helotiales, Sclerotiniaceae. The record is from RefSeq and is a predicted model, not a curated record.
AUGUCUGUCUGUCUUUAUCUUGUACAACAGCAAUGCAACAUCCAAGGGAGGCAGGUAAGGUUCUUCGGUACCAUCGGUAAGGGCAGGCAGGGCUCUUGUACAAGUAUUUUGUUGGUCUCCGUCGUAAACCUUGCUUCAUCAGAUUACUUUUUGUAUGACAUCAAGGCUUUCUCUAGUGGAGACACUCAAGAGUCGAGAGUCGAUAGUUUUGCAACGGGGAAGGGGGAAAAGUUAAUUUUCAAAACAUAUAUGCCAAAGAGUCGCUGCAAAAUAAACUCUGUAAAAUAA